AUGGUGACUGUUGAAAUUAGCCACGUCCAAGGGGUUCGCGUGCACUGGAUCACGAGUAGAAUAAGCGUGCCGGUCACGGAUGUUCGGGCCCUGCUGAACCCUGUGCGUGUGCCAGAACAUGAAUACCCUGGUGCUCUGUUCCCGGGGACGGAGAGGUAUGAGGCUCCCGAGGAGGAGAAGCCGGUGAUGAGGUUCAAACAGGUGGAUCCCUUGCCGGGCCAGGAAAAGAGGUAUCCGACGUAUCAUUGGCCGGGGGGGAUUCCAAGCUGUGUGCAAAAGUUUCCGUUGCUGGGGUUGACGGAGGAGCAGAGAGACGAAGGGGAGGAUGAUUUCCUCGAGGGCCAUACGCUAGUGGAGGAGGCGAGGGGGUGGUUGUUGUUCGUGAGGGAAAAUUGGAUUCCACGCGAAAAGGCUGGCAUCACGGAAGAUGAAGAUGAGGACUAUGAGUUGCGACAACGGCGAGAUCUCGUCGAGCGAUGGGCUUUGGCGGAGCAGUCUUUUCGCGACUUCUUCCAUUAUCGGGCAGCGCCCCGGAAAUCAGCCAUAGAUUAUCCCGAGGCAUGUCUACAUCGGAUUGAAACCCGACGCCACCAAUUCGGCGAAUUCAUCUGUCUCGCAGAUAUAGACACGCCCGAGAAACGGGCCAGAUUCGUCAAGAUUCUUAUUCUCACCUACCAGCUAGACGGCGAGACCAUGCAUCCCUUUGGUGACGAGGUCAUUCCAACGAUGGUGCAGCCCAACCCAGCCAGCUUUCCGGACCCAAAAACGUUCUCGAUAGACGACUUCAUGAUGUGGGCGUUUGUCGAAAACGCCGACUUCACGAGCAUGACGAUGUCUCGGAGCGGACACGUUCUCUUUAGAUACGGCAUGAUGGGGCACAAAUUCAUCGACCAGAACACCAUCGACACGGGGCGCAUAUCGAUGGUGGAAUUCAAGACCAAUGGCAUGGUGGACAAGACUGCCAUGAGGCUUCCGUUCAACAUCUUUCAGGCAAUGUCGUAUGUGAAUGGGUUGGGCUGGGGAGUUGAACGUUUGGAAGAGCAGAUGGCCGGUGGAAAUGAGUCAAGUAAUGGACCCUUGGACUUUGAUCUUCCGGUCCUUGAUAUUCUCGAGUCCGGGUUUGAAAAUGAGUAUCUCUCCUUCGAGGGGGGUGUGGAGACGUGGGCGGAAGAUAUCGAGAAAUAUGCACCGGGGUAUCUGGCGCUGGAGAAGGAAGGGAAAGCGGCCGAGUAUGAUAUACGAAAUCUUAUACCAGAACCAUAG
Messenger RNA from Aspergillus affinis, 1263 nucleotides. RefSeq lists its product as uncharacterized. The record is from RefSeq and is a predicted model, not a curated record. The transcript is spliced from 4 exons. Lineage: Eukaryota; Fungi; Ascomycota; Eurotiomycetes; Eurotiales; Aspergillaceae. Bases 1 to 1263 code for a protein of 420 amino acids.